This is a messenger RNA of Laccaria bicolor S238N-H82, 1539 nucleotides long. Its product is annotated as cytosine-purine permease. Gene Ontology annotation, cellular component: plasma membrane. Gene Ontology annotation, biological process: transmembrane transport. The record is from RefSeq and is a predicted model, not a curated record. The transcript has 10 exons. Bases 1 to 1539 code for a protein of 512 amino acids. NCBI's taxonomy places the organism in Eukaryota, Fungi, Basidiomycota, Agaricomycetes, Agaricales, Hydnangiaceae. Gene Ontology annotation, molecular function: transmembrane transporter activity.
AUGUCCCUCGACGAGAAGGAAGAUUUGGAAAAAGAAGGCGGGACAUGGCAGCCUGUGACGGCAGUAGUGUCGUUGCCGGGCAAUACUUCCCCUCUGUACGCGGACCGCUGGACUAGAAAACUCUUGUCAUAUGGGGUGGAAUCGCGGGGGAUUCAACCAGCGCCGGUGGAAGAACGCACAGAUACCCAUUUCAGCAAGAUCUUUUUUCUCUGGUUUUCGUGGAAUGUCAAUAUCCUUACGUUCUCUGCUGGAACGCUGGGCCCUGCUAUCUUUGGGCCCUGCUAUCUUUGGGCCCUGCUAUCUUUGGGCCCUGCUAUCUUUGGGCUUGGACUGCGCGACUCGUGUCUGACCAUCCUGUUUUUCAACAUCAUAUGUUGCGCGCCGCCCGCUUACUUAGCGACAUGGGGUCCUAAACUUGGGAUGCGGCAGAUGGUCAUAUCGCGAUAUUCGUUUGGAUACUACGGAAUCAUUAUACCCUCCAUCCUCAAUCUUGUCAACAUGUUUGGGUUCUCUAUCCUCAACUGCAUUCUUGGUGGGCAGGCUCUUGCAAGUGCAGGGAACGGAAACCUCAGCUGGACACUGGGCAUCGUUGUCAUUGCUAUCAUCUCACUGCUGGUCUCGUUCUGUGGAUACGAAGUUUUGAACUGGUACGAAAAAAUGUCAUGGGUCCCAGUACUGAUCACGUUCAUCAUUGCCCUUGGUGUGGGAGGCAAACACUUGUCUAAUCCUCCGCAAGCGGAAGCCGCAACGGCAGCUUGUGUCCUUGGUUUCGCGGGCACCCUUGCUGGCUUUGCCAUCACAUUCUCGAGCCUAAGCUCCGAUUUUACGACUUACUAUCGGCCGGAUGUCUCUGGGUGGAAGAUAUUUGAGUACUCUUUUGCGGGGCUCUUAUUACAUAUUGUCACCCUUCAGUGCCUUGGUGCUGCAGUAGUUAUUGCAUCUCCUUCUAUCCCAGCCUGGGAACAAGGAUAUGCAGGCGGAAACAUUGGCGGCCUCUUGGAGGCCAUGGUCCGCCCCACUGGAGGAUUCGGAAAGUUCCUCGCAGUGCUGCUGAGUCUUUCAGUGGCAGGCAACAUCGCAGCAACAUUUUACUCGAUAUCGCUGAACAUCCAGAUCUUUAUUCCUCCCCUGGUUGUAGUUCCUCGAUAUGUAUUCUCGCUAGUUGCUACAGCGAUAGUGAUACCAAUAUCGAUCGUAGGAGCGCACAGGUUCUAUGACACGAUCACCAAUUUCCUUGGGCUUAUCGGGUACUGGGCUAGCGCGUUCAUCGCUAUUAUCAUUCUGGAGCAUCUUGUGAUUCGACACGACAACCCAGCGGAGUAUGACCUUGAUGACUGGGACGCACCAAGAAGGUUGCCUUCGGGCAUCGCUGCUCUUGCUGCUGGGAUAGCUUCAUUCGGACUUGUUAUCCCUUGUAUGAGCCAGGUGUGGUUCACGGGCCAAUCGCCAAAACGACGGGGGAUAUUGGCUUUGAGGUUGCGUUUGGGGUCAGUGCAGUACUAUACCUUCCUUUUCGUCUGCUUGAGAUUAGAGUACUAG